AUGGAACAACCAGCUGAACAAGUAGUCGAAAAGAUAGAACCUGAAUUCCCGAAUCAUCCAUUUUAUCCAAGAAAUCUUAAGUUACCAACAUUUACCGAAAAAACACAUUCAAUGGAAUAUUCACUAGGAGUUUUUGCAGGAAUAGCGAUAAUUGUUACUUUAAUAUCCACAUUAAUUAUUUAUCAAAAACAAAAUAUUAGCAAAGCAAAUAAAUUCGCAUUUGUGUGGUUUAUUAUAACUGGAAGUAUUCAUAUAUUUGUAGAAGGAUAUUUUGCAUACUUUCAUGAAACGUUGCAGUCUGAUAAUUCCUUAAUUGGUCAAUGGUGGAAAGAAUAUGCUUUAAGCGAUUCAAGAUACUUAUCAUCUGACCCAUUCGUGGUGAAUAUGGAACGAAUCACUGCGAUUUUUUGGGGAACAGGGUCUUAUUUAACAGCCAUAGGAAUACAUCAGAGUUGGCCAUCACGACAUGUUAUACAAUUGGUAACAAGCUUAGGCCAAAUAUAUGGAUUAGUAUUAUAUUAUUGGACAUCAUCAUUUGAAGGAUUUCCCCAUUCACGUCCUGAACCUUUAUAUUUUUGGGGUUACUUUUUGGGAAUUAAUUCCAUAUGGGCUUUUAUACCCGGUGCUUUGUUACUACAAAGUUGGUCAAAUUUGACCAACGCCGUUAGGGAGAAUCAAAAAAGGAAAAAUAAGAAAACUGAUUAA
Rhizophagus irregularis DAOM 181602=DAOM 197198 is the source of this 705-nucleotide messenger RNA. RefSeq lists its product as uncharacterized. The record is from RefSeq and is a predicted model, not a curated record. Gene Ontology annotation, biological process: sterol biosynthetic process. NCBI's taxonomy places the organism in Eukaryota, Fungi, Glomeromycota, Glomeromycetes, Glomerales, Glomeraceae. Gene Ontology annotation, molecular function: C-8 sterol isomerase activity; steroid Delta-isomerase activity; cholestenol delta-isomerase activity. Gene Ontology annotation, cellular component: endoplasmic reticulum; membrane.